Molecule: messenger RNA, 1314 nt
Organism: Symbiodinium natans
Lineage: Eukaryota; Dinophyceae; Suessiales; Symbiodiniaceae
Source: the annotation of a GenBank genome assembly
AUGUUCAUGGCGGUGUCCACUGGGGCUUGGUGGUCUUGGACCACUUGGACCUACAUCCGAUCGCUCGAAGCACGCUUGGAGACCCACCUGGCCGCUUUGGAAGCGGGCCUUGAGGUGAACAAGCGGAUCAAGGGCGUCACUUCAGAGCCAAGUCCUGAUGGGCAAGAUGUGCUUCCAAAGACUUUGCCCAUGCGCUUGCCAAGGCGCUUGUCCGAGAAGGAAGUUACGGUGGCAUCAGAGGACUUUGACUCAUGGAAGACCUACCUCACGCAUGGACAUGGUUGGUGGUUCGCCUAUUUAAACUCCGUGGUGCAGUUUGGCGACGAAACGGGUUGUGAAGAGCUUGAAAUGCCUUUCUAUUCCUACCAGUAUGGGGCACCACUAUGUCAGGACAUGAGUGUCAUUGAGAACGUCACCAAAUAUGCAAUGGAUGGCAAUGAAGAGCGGCUCUUCUCUGUACUUGAGAAGCACCCUGACCAGGACCUGAAAGAUUUGGCCCUGGCUUCAGCUGCCUUUGGCUUGCCAGUCGUCAGAAGAAUAAUUGAUGACGAGCUGGAUCGUGCUUUUUUUGAAAUGCAGUAUGCAAAGGAGGAGUGGCGUCUUGGUAGCCGCAAAGAAAUUGUCCGACGCUUGUUCACAGACGGAGCAUCUGGCAAUUCCAACUUUGUUGACGUUGGCUUUAAGCUUGCAAUGAAGGAGGAACUUCAAGUUGAGCCUGAACUGCUCCGAUUGCUUACUUGGGGAACCUUGAGGAGGUGGCUUUUACCAAGUCUGUCCACUGCUAAGUCCAAUCCCUUUUCUUCUUUUUUCGGCUUUCAGAUGGCCCUGCAGCAAGCAAAACUUGGCCAUGGAAUCAAGGGUCUUCCGGCGUCUGUCUUCCAGUAUGCCAUAGAUCAUCCAGAAUUUCUUGAUGAGAGGAGCAGUGAAGAUCGCACCUUGUUGAUGGAGGCAAGCUCACUGCAUUCUUGUGCUGAGCCAGGAAAGGACGAUCCUCCUGACAACCAGCCUGCUUUGGCUCGCCGCCUUCAAGAAGAAGAUCCGUGCCAACUGCCGUACUACACCGUCAAGAGUAUGCAUGAGGCACUGGGUGUGUCCUUCACUGCCAUGGACGAGGUGGGCAAAAACGCUGCGAUGGUGGCUGCGCAGCACGGAGCCUUGGACAGAGCAAAGGGUCUUCAGAGCGCCAUGCUCGAAGAGGAAAUGAAGAAGCAGCCGUGGAUCUACCACUUCCCAUUCAUGCUUUCUUUUGUGCUGGUACUGCACAUGGCGCUUGCCUUGGUGACCUUACUAUUUGACUGCUGCUCCGGUGGAUGA